Messenger RNA from Haliotis rufescens (red abalone), 856 nucleotides. RefSeq lists its product as uncharacterized. Gene Ontology annotation, cellular component: extracellular region; lysosome. The record is from RefSeq and is a predicted model, not a curated record. Gene Ontology annotation, molecular function: calcium ion binding. Lineage: Eukaryota; Metazoa; Mollusca; Gastropoda; Lepetellida; Haliotidae. Bases 58 to 738 code for a protein of 226 amino acids. The transcript is spliced from 6 exons. Gene Ontology annotation, biological process: cell-matrix adhesion.
GGGUAGACCUGGAGAUUUCAGACUCUUCUAUUGAAUAAGGACACGUUCACGUUCAAUAUGUUGAAGUUGAUGUUUGUCGUUGCUGUUGUCGGCGUGGCGGUCGCUGAGAGGAAAUGCGCCCCGCCAUCUUGGAGAGCAGAUGAGGGGUCCUUUGGAUUGGGCCUGCCUCGUAUCAAAGGGGACUACAAGCCGCUUAAAGAGAGGGGACACAACACCGUCUACUACGACUUACAGAACCAGAGGACGGCUAUUCGGUCCAACAUUUCUGUCGGAGACCGUGAAGCGGAUUUCAAGAUUAUCACCGACUAUAAAGCAGGAGUUCGCUACAUAAUCAACGAGAAGAAGAACACCUGCAAAGUCAAAGAGAUCAAGCGAAGUUUCCCAGAAGUAUGCAUACCAGAGAAAACGAGGUUUUUGUUUGAUGUGCAGCUCGGGUUCGCAGUCAAUGGCGAAAAGACCAUCAGUGCCAAGGCUUACUUUGGCGAGUUCGACAGAAGGAAAGGAAGAGUAGGCGUCGUCGCCACCGUCACCAGCGACCGCAACAUCCCCGUCAUGUCCUAUGAAUACGGCCUCGGAAAAAACAAAUACCUCCAGUCAACGCUUUUUGGAAAUGUAGCUGCCCCAAUACCAUCUGAUGAAUCUGGUGUCUUCUCUCCACCCGCUAUCUGCAACAAGAUGUACUUUCAAGAUGAAGAAUUCGAGGUUUUCCUCGGGCCUAUGGCUAAGAUGCUGCUUUAAUAGUCUGAAAUGUUGUCAUCAAGAUAACCAAGAGUAACCGAUGUAUUCUGCCCAGACGUUGACAUGGAUGACAUAGUGCUGUAGUGAUGUUUGUUAUUAAAUUCAUCUGCAUCAUUGA